AACUCGCGGGCAAGCGUUUAAAAGAAUAAGAUUCAAACACUUAUAAGACCGAGAUCACAUCUCAGGUGCUUGCCCAAAUCAGUUCAUCUUCAGGCGUGCAACAGAACGUUCAUACUUUUUUUGGCAGAGAUUUCUCAGCCACGGAGUGAUACAAAUACUUUGUAUUUUGUAUAAGGUAUUGGUAUAGAUACUCUCUCAUGCUCUUAGUUUAAGUAUGGAAGAAGCCAGUUUUAUUUCGAACGACGAAUUAAAUUCGGGCUCGGAAUUCCAGAAAUUACAAUCAGUAAUGGAGGCCAAAGGAAAAAAACCGCGGUCCGGUAGGAAAUCCUCCAGCAAAGCUAACGAGAAAAUGGAACAAUUAGAAAACAGAGUCAACGAAAGGUUAGACACUAUGAUGAAUUUUCUAAGAGAAAGUAUUGAAACUUUGUCCAGCAGUGUUUUAGAGAAUACAGCUUCUCAUAAUGUGCACGAGACAAACGUGUCUCACAAUUCGUUAGCGGAUCAGGAUACCGGUGGUUUAUCCACGCGGAGACCUGAGCCCAUGGUAUCAAAUGUAGACGAUUCAUCUGGAAUGCGUCCGAUUAUACCUUUGGAAAGUGAAGUCCAAAUUGAAGGGACAUUAAGUGUGCCUGAAAUGGACGAUAUGAUAUCAUUAGCUCCAAGUGUCAGAGAAGUACGUGAGCUAUUGGGUGAUAACGAAUCCUCAGUACAAGAGGAAUCUAUUACUGCCCAUGAUUUUGAUAACAAUCAACAUAAGUUGGACAGCAACAACAACAAUAGAUUUCAGAACUUGAUCAAUAAAAGUGAUGAGCAUACAAAAACUCUUACUGAUAUUUUUGGCAAUGUUUCUUCUUCAGAGGAAGAAAAAACUGGAUUAGUUUUAGACAAAACACAAGAGGAGAUCUUGAAAAAGUCAUGGAGAAUUACUGAUCCUGAACGCUUGUCUGCUUACAGAGAUGAAUAUAGACAAUGUUUCCCUGUUCAUCCAAACUCGGCAGCAUUUCUUCAAGUUCCAGGGCUAGAUGACAUUUUAGAACCAAUGUUAAGAAAAAAACAUGGAAAUAAAACCAAAGGUUGGGGGAAAAGUAAACAUUUAAUUUCCCAGCCGUACAAAAGUAUUGAAACUUUGGCAUAUCAGGGACAGAUGGCUGCCCGUAUGGGUAUUAUUUCAUUAAGCUACAUGCAGCAAGCUUUAGGAACGUUGUUAGAUUCUAUAACUUGUCAAGAUGCGGACACAGUUCAAGCAAUUAAAGACAUUUUCUCCAUGUCUACCAAGGCACUAGAUCAAAUGGGGAGAGCAGGGGCUUUUCACCAUCUUAUAAGAAGGAAAACUGCAGCACAAGACUCUGGAUUAUAUACCUUGAAGGAUAUUCAUAGCAAAAUUAUUUGCCUGCCUCUUUCAGAAGAUGGCGUCUUUGGCAAGAAAUUAGAAGAGAAACUAAAAGAAAGGAAAGAGCAGAAAGAUUCUCUUAAGGAUUUAAUUCCGGAAUGGAAUGAAAAAAAUCAAAAACGCAAAUUUUCAGAAAAUUCUGCUGAAAACUCUGGAAAUUUUAAAAAACCCAGAACUACUACUGUUUUGAAUAACAGUUACAGAACAUCUACUCAGAGACCCAAUUUCUCAAGACGGUCUUAUGACUACAAACCAAGAGAGGACAAUUCGAGAAAUACGUCUACAUCUGCUACAGGAGACAGAAUUGGUUCCUUUCGGAUCCCAAAGAAAUCUAAUAAAUGACUGCAGAUUAGAACAGGAGAUGCAGUGAUCUACAAUCUCUCAGACUGGGGGAAGGCUUUGUCAAUGUUCAGAAAAAAGGAGUAACUUUCAUCAGAGAAGGUUUGGCGAAGCAAGAUAGACCCAACCAUUUUGGAGCAAAAAUAUUUGUUCCC
This is a messenger RNA of Saccostrea cuccullata (small rock oyster), 1884 nucleotides long. RefSeq lists its product as uncharacterized. NCBI's taxonomy places the organism in Eukaryota, Metazoa, Mollusca, Bivalvia, Ostreida, Ostreidae. The coding region runs from base 215 to 1732 and encodes 505 amino acids. The transcript is spliced from 2 exons. The record is from RefSeq and is a predicted model, not a curated record.